Messenger RNA from Ctenopharyngodon idella (grass carp), 2712 nucleotides. RefSeq names its product solute carrier family 9 member 8 (gene slc9a8). Gene Ontology annotation, cellular component: membrane; Golgi apparatus. The coding region runs from base 110 to 2020 and encodes 636 amino acids. NCBI's taxonomy places the organism in Eukaryota, Metazoa, Chordata, Actinopteri, Cypriniformes, Xenocyprididae. Gene Ontology annotation, molecular function: sodium:proton antiporter activity. Gene Ontology annotation, biological process: proton transmembrane transport; regulation of pH; sodium ion transport. The record is from RefSeq and is a predicted model, not a curated record. The transcript is spliced from 16 exons.
CCCAGAACUUCCGGGUAAAUAAUGAUGACGUUAUAUUUACUCUGCGAAUCAUGGAUUGUGGCGACACGGGUUUAAUUUUGCGAUUUUUCCUUACGUCUAAUGAUUAUUUAUGUUUAUAAGCACGAUGAGUGUCAGUAAUCGAGCUGCUGUAAUCAGUGUGUUAUUAAUUAUAUUGACGGCUGAUCUCGGGCGGUUUGCUGCGGCAGAUGAUCAGACACACGGUCAAGAACAUGCGAAUAAUAAAGCUGACAGUGAUUUACUGGAUCAGAAAACUACUGUUGGACACGCAGAACAGUUGAUCAGGUCAAAUGACACAGAAAGCUCCAGCAAUGACACUGUUCAAAGCACCAUACCUGUGCCCAAGCCCACAACCCCUGAGCCUCCUAAAAAUGAGCCCAUCCUGCCAGUGCAGACGGGGGUCAAAGCCCAGGAAGAGGAGCAGUCCAGCGGGAUGACCAUUUUCUUCAGCCUGCUGGUCAUUGGUAUUUGUAUUAUAUUGGUGCACCUGCUGAUCAAAUUCAAGCUCCACUUUUUGCCUGAGAGUGUGGCUGUGGUCUCGCUGGGGAUUCUGAUGGGAGCGUUUAUCAAGAUCAUUGAGUCUCAGCAGCUGGCCAACUGGAAGGAAGAGGAGAUGUUUCGUCCCAAUAUGUUCUUCCUAUUACUUUUACCGCCAAUCAUUUUUGAGUCUGGAUACUCAUUACAUAAGGGUAAUUUUUUCCAAAACAUAGGCUCAAUCACAUUAUUCGCCGUCUUUGGAACAGCGAUUUCAGCCUUCAUCGUGGGAGGGGGGAUCUACUUUCUGGGCCAGGCUGAUGUUAUUUACAAGAUGACAAUGACAGACAGUUUUGCGUUUGGUUCUCUGAUCUCCGCUGUGGACCCAGUCGCUACUAUUGCCAUCUUUAAUGCUCUGAACGUGGAUCCUGUGCUCAAUAUGCUGGUCUUCGGGGAGAGCAUCCUAAAUGACGCCGUCUCCAUCGUAUUAACAAAUACAGCGGAGGGGUUUGCCGGUUCAGAUGUCUCGACGGGCUGGGAAACCUUCAUGCAGGCGCUCGGCUACUUCCUGAAGAUGUUCUUUGGGUCGGCCGCCUUGGGCACACUCACUGGUCUCAUCUCUGCUAUUGCUCUGAAACACUUCGACCUGAGAAAGACUCCGUCUCUGGAGUUUGGGAUGAUGAUUAUAUUUGCAUACCUGCCAUAUGGUCUUGCUGAGGGCAUCAAACUCUCCGGGAUCAUGGCCAUACUGUUCUCUGGAAUUGUCAUGUCUCAUUACACUCAUCAUAACCUGUCGCCAGUUACCCAGAUUCUCAUGCAGCAGACUCUUCGAACCAUGGCCUUCAUGUGUGAAACAUGUGUGUUUGCGUUCCUGGGCCUGUCUAUCUUCAGUUUCCCUCAUAAGUUCGAGCUGUCUUUUGUCAUCUGGUGUAUAGUUCUGGUUCUUGUUGGUCGGGCUGUGAAUAUCUUCCCACUAUCCUUCCUGCUCAACUUCUUCAGAGAUCAUAAAAUCACCCCCAAAAUGAUGUUCAUCAUGUGGUUCAGCGGUUUGCGGGGUGCGAUCCCAUACGCCCUCAGUCUUCAUCUGGGUCUGGAGCCCAUAGAGAAGCGUCAGCUGAUCGGCACCACCACCAUAGUCAUUGUACUCUUCACCAUCCUGCUGCUGGGGGGCGGGACCAUGCCCCUCAUCCGCAUCAUGGACAUUGAGGAGAGCCAGUCACGACGCAAGAACAAAAAAGACAUUAACCUGAGCAAAACUCAGAAAAUGGGUAACGCCAUUGAAUCUGAACAUUUGUCUGAGCUGACAGAGGAAGAGUAUGAAGCUCAGAUUUAUCAGAGACAGGAUUUGAAGGGUUUCCUGUGGCUUGAUGCCAAGUAUCUGAACCCUUUCUUCACCCGUAGACUCACACAAGAGGACCUUCUGCAUGGGCGGAUCCAGAUGAAGACGCUCACUAAUAAAUGGUACGAGGAGGUCCGUCAGGGUCCGUCUGGCUCUGAGGAUGAGGAUGAUGAGGCAGAACUGCUCUGAGACAAUCAUAAGGGGCAAACAGAGAUGCGGCUGAGUCAGAUCUUAAAUGAGCCAUUCUCACACCAUGUGACAAAUGGACUGUACCGCACUGUGAAGGACUCCUUUGGUUUCACACAGAACUCCAUGACUGGAGCGAUUCAUGGCUAAAGGAGGAAAAGGACAGGAGUAUGUGGUAAAGAAAGCCUGGGAUUGUUUUGUGUAGAGGCACUAAACGUGAAAACAGUGAAAGAAUAAAUAUGGAAGCUAAACAAAAUUUGAGGGGAAAAGCAAAAAAAAAAAAAAAAAAACUGCAAUAUUGGACACCUUUACAUUAUUUUUUUAUAUAUAUAUAUAUAUAUAUAUAUAAUUUGAAACACCAUAAUAUAAUGUGAUUGUUGCAAUACCUUUUUUGGUGUUUUGUUUCACAUACAGGGAAAUUACAUCAAUGAAUGUUUCUGUGAUUGGAAAUAACUUAACAAACGUAACCUAUUUUUCUUUUUUAUUAAAUAUUUAUUUGUUGUGUUGUCUUUAUAAAUGGGAGUAAAAGGGUCUUUUAUAAUGUUUCUUGACACUGUAUUUUGUAGCUAACUUGAGUUUAUAACUAAUUCUAAUGAAGGAAUGUACCUGUGCAUAAUAAACAUAAACUCUAUGCACAAAGCUGCAGUGGGAAAGUGGUGUAAAAACAAAUGUGAAUAAAUGAUGGAUUAUAAUAA